AUGGCUGAAUCGACGUUGACGGUUGAUAUACCGGAAGGAUAUUAUCCCCCAUUUGCAGUGGUCACCGAGCACGAUCACACAGCUUGGAUCCUCGUAGCCACAGCACUAGGUCUGUCGUGGUCCUUGAUGUUUGGUGCCAUCAGAGUCUUCGUCCGAUGGACAAACAACCGGAGCAUUGGCAAGGACGACAUUCUCCUUGCAGUUGCAACGGGGUUGACCAUCGUUCAGUCGUCCAUCCUAUUCAAGGCCUGUGAUCAAGGCCUCGGGAAGUCCCUAGAGCUGUUGAAGGAGGAGGCGCAGGAUGCGGUUCAAAAGAUAUACUAUACUGUUCAGAUUCUCGUCGUGGUGAUACUCGGGUUGUCAAAACUCUCGGUCAGCUUCUUCUUACUGCGCCUGACACAAAUCAAGCACCACAGGCUGUUUCUCCGACUUCAAGUCAUCAGUGCCUUCGAUAUCCUAUCCGAGAUUGCCCUGGUUCUCAUGACUGUCAUGCUGGUUUGGAAUCUCAACACAACCAUCUCGAACAAGGCAGUGGUUGUUGGCACAUUCGGUCUCCGGUUAGGGUAUGUCCCAUAUGAUGAGCGUACUACCUACGGUCUCAUGGUUAAAUCGUGUAAUGAAGCUCGCUUAACUGGGAUGCAAAACAGCUGCCGCUUGAAUCGGCGAAGCAGCAGUUGGGCACCGCUUGAGCAGGCGGCCCUCCUACUACAUAAGUUGACCUUGCUGCUGUUUGUCGUCGAAUGGCACCCUAGCGCUAUAUUACACGAUUUACCCAUGAGACUGUUGUAUGCAAAGGAUAUGCUCCUGGACUUUGUUAACGCUUCUGGUAGCUUGAUCAUCGCCAUCGGUUUCCGUAUCGGCACAUUUGACGCAACUGGUCGGGCAGCAGAUCCAACCCUGCAGGAUGAUUUAUUCAUUGUAUGGACACAGACGGAGCUGAAUUACUCCCUUAUCUCUGCCACCAUUCCGACCAUCCAGUCAUUUGUCAACAAUCUCAACACCCAAUUCGGUGGCAUCGGGACAUCCGGCAGCGGACGUGGAUAUGGUAGUGGUUACGGCCUCGAAACUGGUCCUGGCAACUAUCAAUUAUCGAAUUUGAAAUCGGUCGACAAGAGCGAGGGAAGAGAGGCGUUUGUGCCGAGUCAACAGGGAACUGGCGUGAAUGCAGAACCUAAGUAUGGAAUCUGGGUGGCAGGGAACGCUCCAAAGGGGAACCAUGUGCCCGCGAAGAGAACAAAGGGUGGCGGCGAUGCCACCAGCGUGGACAGCAACGACAGUCGACAGAUGAUCAUCCAGAAAGAUGUCACUUGGGAAGUCCACAUGGAAGACCAUUGUUGA
Exophiala xenobiotica is the source of this 1338-nucleotide messenger RNA. RefSeq lists its product as uncharacterized. The transcript has 4 exons. The record is from RefSeq and is a predicted model, not a curated record. NCBI's taxonomy places the organism in Eukaryota, Fungi, Ascomycota, Eurotiomycetes, Chaetothyriales, Herpotrichiellaceae. Bases 1 to 1338 code for a protein of 445 amino acids.